UAUUAUCAAUGAACAACUUGCUGAUGAGUGCUGUUAGAGUUAAGCAUAGGACAAUUCUACAAUAAUGCUCAUAGACAAGGACAUUUCGUUCAUUUUGCAUUGCUUUAAUUCUUGGAAUAAGGAAAAAAUCAAAGUUGCCUUUGGAGUUUUCCUUGAGCGAGUGGACACUGAUAAGUUGAACGAAAUUUUGGAAGCACUUGAAUCCAAAAAAAACAUAAAAUCUGUUAAACUUUUAGCUCAAAAACUUCCUUGCCACAUUCUUAUCAAUAUAUUUUACAAAUGUGACGUUUUCACUCUUUUAUCGUUGUCUUGCGUGAAUAAGAAGUGGAGAAAACUAUUAGAGGAUCCGUUACUUUGGAGAUUCAUUUGGCUGAGAGAUGUCAAUAAACCUUUUUUCCUUAAAAAAAGUUAUUUUGAGGAGAAAUGGAAAUCGCUCUGCCUCCAACACUUAAAAAUUGAGAAAAAUUGGAUCAGAGGGGAAUAUGGAAUUAAAACAUUAUUUGGUCACACUAACUGUGUAACUUGUAUUCAGUUUGACGACGAACUAAUAGUAGCUGGAGGUGAAGAUUCAGGAAUUAAUAUUUGGGAUUUUGAAACCUAUGAAAAAAUCUCAAAUUUGAGUGAACAGGAACGAAUGAUAACUUGUUUAAAACUCACUAAAAAUAAACUUUUCUCUGGAACUUGGGACGGUGCGCUCACGGUCUGGAAGCGUUUUAUUAGGGGACGCUUUCAGCGCUUAUUUUCAGUGACUGAUCCUUACUCACUCACAAGUGUACUUUGUCUUGCUUACAAUAACGGCAAAUAUUGUUUGACUGGAUCUCUUGACAACGUCAUUCGCAUAUAUGAUAUAACGAGCGGUCAGGAGCGGUACAAGUUGCGAGGGCACGAAAACAGCGUUCUUUCGUUGCAAUUCGACAAAGAAAAAAUAGUGAGCGCCAGCGAAGAUCGCACUUUAAAAGUUUGGGACGCCCGUUCUCUCCGUUGUAUUUAUACGCUUGUUGGCCAUAAAAGUGCUGUUACUUGUUUACAAUUUAAAGAUAAUAUUCUUGUUUCUGGCAGUUGCGACAGCACUGCUAUAAUUUGGGACAUGCGCUCCGGCAAAGUAUUAAAGCUUUUAAAAGGAGGUGAAGGAGCUAUUCACUGCCUUCAGUUUGAGAAGUCAAAGCUCAUAACCGGCGCGGGAAACGAUACACUAAAAUUAUGGGAUCUUUACAGCGGAAAAUGUUUGCAUACUUUUAUAGAGCAUAAAUCUUCUGUGAAUUGUCUUCAAUUUAACGAGCGUUUCAUAGUCAGUGGAUCUGGUGAUGGCACUAUCAGUGUUAUGGACUUUGGAGAAUAUUCCUCCGGAGUUAUAAGAAAGAGAGCAAAGACUUUACAAGGAGCUUUUUCUUUAGCUGUAAUCCCCAAUCCCGAUAAUAAAAUUCCUUAA
Molecule: messenger RNA, 1429 nt
Organism: Zophobas morio
Lineage: Eukaryota; Metazoa; Arthropoda; Insecta; Coleoptera; Tenebrionidae
Product: F-box/WD repeat-containing protein 7-like
Exons: 17
Coding region: 65-1429 (454 amino acids)
Molecular function (GO): protein binding
Source: RefSeq, a predicted model, not a curated record